This is a messenger RNA of Meloidogyne enterolobii, 3082 nucleotides long. The record is from the annotation of a GenBank genome assembly. Lineage: Eukaryota; Metazoa; Nematoda; Chromadorea; Rhabditida; Meloidogynidae.
AAAUAUUGUAAUGGGUGUGCGCAAAAUUGAUUUUAGGAGUCUAUUCCGCGCUGCAUUCCAAUAUUUGCCAAUUCGAGAUUCACCAAACGAGAAUCCACAUGUUGAGUUGGCAUUACAACCUGGAGAAUUAGUUUUGGUGCACGGCCCGAUGGACGAAGACUGUUUCUAUUGGGGAGAAACAUUGGAUAAUCGUGCCGGUCUAGUCCCUUCAAAUUUUGUGCAGAGGGUAUCAGACGAGGAAAUGUCCAAUCUUCUUCAACAGACUUCCCUCCAACAACCCUCAACCUCAAAAACAUUUGUCCCAAUAGAAGAAAAUUUUUGUUGUUCGUCAAUCCCCUCAACAUCAACAAUAACAACAACAACAAAUGCUGCUACACAAAAUAAUAAAAUUUUUAAUUUAAAACAACAAUCUCCACUUGUUAUUAAUAGAGUAGACUCUCCCUCUUUUGUGUUGUCUGUUCCCCAACAUUUAGCGCAAAUUAGACACGAUUUUACAGAAUUAGAGAAACAACAAAAACAUUUGUUGCAACCUGAUUCGGUUUGCCCUUAUCCCCCUACCGACGUUAGCAAAAUUACGGUGCAAGAACUAAAACAUCCAGACAAUCCAAGAAUUCCCUAUCCACGUGAUUUACAAGUAGAAAGACGUCUUUCCCGUUCUUUGCUCAUUUCUUGGUUGCCACCAGAAAGUGGGGGUGGAAUUCCUCUACAUCAACAAACAAUUAGCCAAUAUCAGGCAUUUUUGUUUAUUUUGAAAAAUUAUUUUUCCUUAAAAAAGGUCUGUUCAAAUAACCAAAUAUGUGCAGUUGUGCCCGGUUCUUUCAAGUGCCGUGCCUUGCUAGAAGACUUGGAUUUAGAUAAAUUUGUUAAUGUUUCUGUACGCUCAGUUACUUCGGAUGGGUUAACUAGCCCUGAUGCUGCCUGUACGUUGGCUGUAGGUUCUGAGUCCCCCGUUGCUCCACAACAUGUUCGUGUAAACAAUUUAACCCCAACAUCAACACAACUAAGUUGGUAUCCUUCAAACAGCAAUACCGAACAUAUAAUUCUCUUAAAUGCAAUAAAAGUUGGCGUUUGUCCGCCUGCUGUCUUUCAAGUUCAAAUAAACGGCCUUACACCCUCAACAAUUUAUCGUCUCUCUGUUAGAACAAAACAUCCCCGCGCUGUUUUAGAAAAGAGGCCUGUAGAGAGAUGUGUAGACUUUAAAACGUUGCCUAAAAUUGGCCUUCCAGACCCUCCUUUAGAGGUUAGAGCAGAAAAUGGGCCCCAGCCUGGAACUUUGCUUGUCUCUUGGAAACCAAAUUCCUCACAGCCAAGGCCUCCCUCACGUGCAGCAGUUCAAAGCUAUUUAGUCUAUGCAGACGGUCGAUGUAUUGCUGAAAUCCCCGGGUCAACAGCAGAUCAUGUUCUGUUGAGGCUUUCUGAUUUUGCUGAUGACCCUCCAAUGUUUAUUACUGUCAGAACUAAAACUAAAGAAGGAAAUGUUUCUGCUGACUCUAAAGUUGUUCGAGUACCUCGUGGUGGAAAUGGAACGACAAAUGAGAGGGAAGGAGUCGUCAUUAUGCAAAAUAAUUCUUCAUUGCCUUACUACUCUUCAGAUCGACUCAUUUCCUCUGAAAAAAAUUAUUCUUCCCCAAAUAAAAUUCCAAAAGGACUUUUAAUUAUACCAACAAAACAACAAUACCAACAAAAUACAUCGGCAACCUCCUUACAAAACAACAUUAACAGAUGGGAGGAAAAACCAGCUCCACUUACAAAUGUUACUGAUCCUUUACAACAACAACAAAGCUCUUAUCAACAACAACAAUAUUUUACUUUUCAUCCAAAAACUUUGGAUAAGACUUAUUAUAAUCCUCGAAAUGGGACAUCAACAAAUGACCAAAACAACGGAAAUACCCAGCAACCCAACAGCACUCUAUACUUUUUGGAGCAGAAUUAUCUACAAAAACAUCAACAACGUCAAAGACUACAUUCUGCAGCACCUUCAACUUCCCGUUCAUUUUUGCAAAGUAGAGCUUCAAAUAAUAACAUUCUCCCUUCCUCAAUUCCUUCACAAAUAGCCAAGAAAAUGUUAAAAACAAAUUUUUUACAACAACAUCAUCAACCCCCAGAAAGUACUAGAAGUGAACCAGAUUUAAGGCCCCUGAGAAGAGAUGAAAUAAAUAGCCGUUGGUUUGUAGCUAUUCAGGAUCAUCAGCCUAGAAUGGGGGGAAUGAAUGAAGAAUUGCUUUUUAGAAGACACCAACUUAUUAAGGUUUAUGGGGAUGUGGACAUGAACGGCUUCUUUUGGGCUGAAGCUAGAGGUCGUUAUGGAUUUGUACCUUUCAACAAAUUAGUUGAAAUUGCUAAAGACGACCUUUUUCUGGCCGCUGAACAACAUGCCGGGACUUCUAUGCCAGAGGGUGGUCAACAACAACCUUGGGCUGGAGGGAUUUCGUCCAGUCAGCGUAGAAUGAAAUGGGGUUCAAUCAAGUCAAGGAGUUACGAGCACACAGAAAGCCAAGGACGUUAUGGGAACUACCAUGGAGCCGUUCAAGCAGAUUAUGAACCAGGACGGGGCUCUCAGCCUUUGUAUUACCCCGAUCCUUACGUUGAGAGAACAGCAAGACGAGGAAGACAACUUCCCGAGUAUCGUGGAGCAACCGUUGGGGUUGGAGCUCCAAUUGAACAGAGAAAUCUGCCCAACCUUGGAGAUGUCAAAACAACUAGUGGGGGUGUUGUUGUGGGUAGAGAAAAGGAAAAUGCCGCUCUCCGUUAUCGUUCUCCUCAAGUAAAUGGUGGAGGAACUAGACAAGGAAGGGAGAAAAAGAGGAUAAUGAUUCCUGAAUCGUCUACUAAAGAGGAAGAAGAACAAAUGGCAGAAAUUUCAAAAUAUCAGCAACAACAAUAUAGCAACAACUCCAAAUACUAUCAACAACAAAAAACUUCGCUAGAUGAAGAAGAACAACAACAGGAUGAUGGGUUUUCUUAUGAUGAACAACAACAAGGAGGGGGAGAAUAUCAACAAUUGAGAGGAAUUCAGAGCCAAUUAAUGAUAGCUAAAUAUGACUAUGAUUCGAGGCAUCUAAGUCCUAAUGGCGGGGGUUAA